Trichoplusia ni (cabbage looper) is the source of this 2644-nucleotide messenger RNA. Its product is annotated as mediator of RNA polymerase II transcription subunit 16-like. The transcript has 20 exons. Gene Ontology annotation, molecular function: protein binding. The record is from RefSeq and is a predicted model, not a curated record. Gene Ontology annotation, biological process: positive regulation of DNA-templated transcription. NCBI's taxonomy places the organism in Eukaryota, Metazoa, Arthropoda, Insecta, Lepidoptera, Noctuidae. Gene Ontology annotation, cellular component: mediator complex. Bases 142 to 2574 code for a protein of 810 amino acids.
UAUGUCAUGGGUGACAAUUGACACUAUUGACAGCGACAUCAAAUAAGCGAGUUGGUUCAUUGGUUGUUGAUAAUUUCAGGUUUUAUUGAAAAAUAAACAGUAAUAAUUGAGUAUUCGUGAAAUAAAACGAAUCAACGCAACAUGGAGUUGAUAUACUCAAUGAGGCGUAAACUUUUGAAAUAUGAACCACCGCAUUUUGAAAGUCCAUCAGACCACGAAGUUGUCCGUCCAAUCUGCACGAUAUCGACUUGUAAUAUCAUAGCUUUCUCUUCACCAACGGAGCUGGAUGAUACGGAGGGCGACACCUGGGGAGGACACGUGUACGUCUGUGACUUGGAUACUCCUUGGAACUGCCACAAAGUCACCAGUACUGCUUAUCCUGUGUCAGCCUUAGAAUGGGAUAUGGAAGGCAAGCAGCUGCUUGUAGCGACCACAGUGGGAGAUGUGUCGGUGUACACUCAAAAGGACUACUUACUCAAUGAGUGGACUUGCUUGUAUACUGCUAGUUUUCCAGGCGAACACAUAAUCCGCGCGGUAUUCUUCCACAACGGUCGCCGGCUGGUCAUGGUGGACAAGAAGCCAGACGCUCCCAUCACCGAGAGAAUACAGAUGCUAAGAUCUACACCCACUCUGAAAGGGUUUGGUGGUGUAGCAUGCGAGGGAGCUUGUAUAAUAACAGCGACGGGUCUGAUCGGCGUCCUGACGCCGGCGGAGGGCGGGCGCGCGCACGUCGCUACAGACUGCCUCAGACCAACCAGGGACCAUAUCACCGCUGCCAGUAUCGCUCAUAAGAACGGCAGCCUGGUGAUAGCGGCGGUGUGUCGCUCGGGCGGGUCGGCGGGGCGCUGGUGCGUGCGCUGCGUGUGCGCCGCUGUGACGUCAUCGUCGCCCGCGCCCGCCAUCGCGCUCUCGCCGCUGCCCACCAUAUACCUACCGCAGCAGGAUAGCCAGCCUGUUUCGAUAACUUGGUGUCAGCGAGAAGACACCGACUCUCUACUGAUAGCCGGCGCUACUCUCACGAUGUGGAAAUGUACGGAACGGGCGCAUCAAGUGCAUAAACUUUUCGCUAAAGGUCCAAUACAAGGAAACACAACUCCUGGAGGCGGGCCCAAACCUGUUACUGAUUGCUUCAACACUCUUGUAUGGCAAAAGACAGUAGCGUGGGGUGUGGAGGGCGGCGAGGGCGCGGUCUGCGCGGCCAGCUCGCGGACCGCGCUCGGAGCCCCUCAUGCUGUACUGGCCACGCCCAGGGCAUUGCAUCUGCUGGCCAGGGAUACUCAUCAUUAUUUAUGCAGUCGCGCCGUGAUUACAAGCGGUGGUAUCAGUAACGCAGUAGAGGCAUCCUCCACACCUCCCAAGAAAGCUAAAUAUGGAACAACGCCGAGCGGCGGCGGUUGCGCUAUGGUGUCGUGUGUAGAGAUGUCACAGCUCGGCGGAGUAGUGCUAGCUAUCGACACUCACGCGCAACUACAUCUGUAUAAACUGCCGCAGCCGUGGGCAGAUAUACCAACACCAAUAGCUGUACAACACGCUACCAACCUGCUUGAGUACGCCGUGGUCUCCGGCUAUGACUGUCUCGACGUGCUGGUCGCGUGUACCGGUAGCAUCAAGCAUAAUAUAUUGGAGAUGAUGUAUGAGAGACUGACAGAGUCAUUUCAGCGGCAACCGGCCGCCUUCCAGCAGUAUUACUUCCACAGUUGGCUGAAGCUAAGGAUAGCUUUGUGCAGGUUGAUCCCGUCCGCCCAGAGCAGCGUGUCGUGGCUGACGUGCCUGCAGAGCCUGCAGGCGUGCUGGGCGGCGGUGUCGCUGGCGCUGCGCCCCGACGACAAGCCCGACGCCGCGCCGCUCGCCGCGCUCUUAGAUGAUCACUCGCAUGAACAAGAUAAGACCCUACUAACUCUAGAAGCAAAACCGGACGCGAUCAGCGAGGCCGCCACCCUGCAGCCGCUGCGGCUGUGUCUGCAGCGUGCUAUAGACAUCGGGCUGACCGCGCUGCUGUCACUCGCUUACCAACACCAGCAUCAACAUCAGAUGCAUCCUAACAACUACGAGGUAUGGGCUGACGGCGCGGCAGUGCAGCUGGUGCGGCGCCUGGCGCUGGCGGCGCGCGCGGGAGGCCGCGCCGCCGACGCGCUGCUGCGCCCGCUGGCCAGGCUGGCCGCGCCCAGCACGCCGCGCCAGGAGCUCAUAGAGGAAUGCCUAAGUCUUAGCACGCAAUGGACGGGCGCCCGCGUGUGGGAGUCUCUGCCGCGGUGUAACGUCGCCGCGCCACACGGCAACUCCUGGCCUCUAUAUCUGGAAUACGGUGUUGAACCUGAAGCGCUGCGCUACAACCCUGAGCCGCCAGGGUACGCGCAAUGCGAAACCGCGCCGUCAAUCACUAUGGAUGCUAUACGCUACAUGUACGUCGGCGGCGGUCUCCGGCCGGCUCGCUGGCGGCAGUGCGGCCGCUGCGGCUCGCGGGCGCUGUCGGCAUCGCAGCCGAAUAAGCAUCCGUUACAGGGAGCUUAUGAUGGCAGGUUUCUGGCUGCUUGCAGAUGCGGUGGAAAAUGGACCCUAUUUUCAAACAUAUAAUCUCGUAUUUAAGAUUACUUAAGAUAUAAUAGUUAUAAUUAUGUAAAUAAUUAGUAAUAAGAUGAUAAAA